This is a messenger RNA of Lepisosteus oculatus (spotted gar), 869 nucleotides long. The record is from RefSeq and is a predicted model, not a curated record. NCBI's taxonomy places the organism in Eukaryota, Metazoa, Chordata, Actinopteri, Semionotiformes, Lepisosteidae.
UGAUCACAUUAUUCCGAUCUAAAGUCUUAGGCUAUGCUGGAUUCAGCAAUGUUUACACUCAGCUGUGCACUGUGCUUUAUAGCACUACUGCAGAAUGUUUUCACACAGGAUGACCUGUCACAAAUUUCAACGAGCAAUGGAAUAGUUCAGCAAGAGAUUGUUAAAAAGCACAAUGACCCGAGGAGAAAUGUGUCUCCAACUGCUAGCAACAUGCUGAAGAUGGGAUGGAACACAGAGGCUGCUGCAAAUGCCCAGAGAUGGGCCCAGACUUGCUCCAUGAACCACAGUCCUGACAGCAGCAGACGGAUUAAAACUAGUGAAUGUGGGGAGAAUCUGUACAUGUCUACCGACCCCAGUACCUGGAACGAAGUAAUUCAGUCGUGGUACAAUGAAGUCAGCAACUAUAAAUAUGGAGUGGGAUCAGUGAACGGUGGUGUUAUUGACCAUUAUACUCAGGUUGUGUGGUACAGGUCAAAUAACAUUGGCUGUGCAGUUGCCUUCUGUCCCAAUUCCUCCUACAAAUAUUUCUACGUCUGUCACUACUGUCCUCUUGGAAACUAUCAGUAUGAGUACCCUUACAAGGCUGGGCCUUCCUGUGGUGACUGCCCGAACGCAUGUGAUGACAGACUGUGCACUAACCCCUGCCCAUACAUCAACCAGUACACCAACUGCCCUUCACUGAGACAGGAGUAUGGAUGCAGCAAUGCCCAGGUUCAGUCCUGGUGCCUUGCCUCUUGCAACUGCACAAACAAAAUAAUCUGAUCUCCGUCCCGGAAUGUUAACGCCAAGCUGCUUUUUUGAGCCAUGCUAAUUCGUCAAAAGCAGUACAAUCGAGUACACUUGUCAUUAAAAUUAAAAUAAUAAUAAAA